UGUAGAGUCAAGGAAUCCCGAGUUGAAUAUCUCGAGUAGAAUGUUCCUGUCGAAUGGCUUUCCCAUUCUACCAAGCUUCCAGAAAUUGUCCAAGAAUUAUUUCAGCACGGAAGCCGAGAGCACGGAUCUCAGUGCCCAGGGAGCCAACAAGGUGAACCAGUGGAUAUCGAAGACGACGAAGGGAAGGAUCGAUGAUCUCAUAGAUCCUUCCAUGCUGGACGAUGGUGCCAAGGUUAUCCUGGCAAAUGCCGUCAGCUUCGAGGCCUUUUUGAGGUUGAACUCUGUCGAGAGCACUUUUUACUUGCCGGAUGAGAAGCGAUCGGUUAAGGUGAAAAUGAUUGACAUAGUGGGAGAAUUCCCGUACAGAUUUCAAAGUGCACUAGAUUCGCACAUUGUGACGCUGCCCUACGAAGGGUCAUCUUUAUCCCUGGCCAUCAUUGUGCCCAGAACUUUCCGGGGCAUCGGCAAUCUGGAGGACAAUCUGGAGCAUCUCGACCUGGACGAAAUGAGUUUGAGAAGAGUUCACAUCACCCUGCCCAAGUUCAAGAUAAAAUACGAGCAAGAUAUGGCCCAACCACUGAUAGAUCUCGGUUUAAAGAGUAUUUUCAACCAUGCCAAUCUCUCCGAUCUCACCAAAGCCAAGGAAACGUUGAGGGUCGACAGCAUUGCACACUUGGUUUCUAUUCAGGUGACUGAAAUAGGAGCCACAGGUUCAGCAGCCACAGAUACUGAAGUUGCGCGAACGAGGAGAAGGGCCGUACAGAUGCCUUGCAAUCGUCCCUUCCUGUUUGCCAUCGUAGAGGAUACUAAAAUACUAUUCUUUGGGCGUUUGAGUCGACCCGAAUGGAAUUAAUUGGCUAUUAUACUGUACGAUAAUGCAAUAAAUUAGCUGUGAACAGAGGCAAAUCGAUGUCAUUUCA
This is a messenger RNA of Drosophila takahashii, 920 nucleotides long. Its product is annotated as serine protease inhibitor 42Dd-like. The record is from RefSeq and is a predicted model, not a curated record. Lineage: Eukaryota; Metazoa; Arthropoda; Insecta; Diptera; Drosophilidae. Gene Ontology annotation, molecular function: serine-type endopeptidase inhibitor activity.